Messenger RNA from Phoenix dactylifera (date palm), 582 nucleotides. RefSeq names its product NADH dehydrogenase [ubiquinone] iron-sulfur protein 6, mitochondrial-like. Gene Ontology annotation, cellular component: respiratory chain complex I. Lineage: Eukaryota; Viridiplantae; Streptophyta; Magnoliopsida; Arecales; Arecaceae. The record is from RefSeq and is a predicted model, not a curated record. Gene Ontology annotation, biological process: mitochondrial electron transport, NADH to ubiquinone.
GCUUAAAUCUCUGUUUUUUUUUCCUUCCCAUCUUCUUUCGAGUCUCUCGGCGAUGGCGACAAGAAGGCUUCCUCACCUCCUGAAAACCCUCGAUCCCUUCCACUCUGCUACGAAGGAGAGGGCAAUCAACACGCUCGUCAGCGAGCACACCGCCAAAUGGAUGCAGGAUACCAGUAAGAAAUCCCCAAUGGAAUUGAUUAGUGAAGUCCCACCCAUAAAAGUUGAAGGCCGGAUUGUUGCCUGUGAAGGAGAUAGUAAUCCUGCCCUUGGCCACCCAAUUGAGUUUGUUUGCCUUGACCCGGAGAAACUGGCACUAUGCAAAUAUUGUGGCCUCCGUUAUGUUCAAGAUCAUCAUCACUGAGGGGAUUUAUCUGAAACUUGUCGGCGAUGACGAUCUUAAAUCAUGCCACCCGGCAAGAAACCCUUCUCUGUGUUUUGCUUUGUUGUACUGUAAGAACGAUUUGCAUGCUUAGCUUAUAAAAGUACAACUUGUUUGUGUGAACAUAACUAAUGUUCCGGAGAGUGGACUAUUGUUUCUUCCGAAAUACUUAUUCUUGAUGGAUGCAUGAUAAGUUAAUAACC